Molecule: messenger RNA, 912 nt
Organism: Sinocyclocheilus grahami
Lineage: Eukaryota; Metazoa; Chordata; Actinopteri; Cypriniformes; Cyprinidae
Product: methyl-CpG-binding domain protein 2-like
Exons: 4
Coding region: 274-912 (212 amino acids)
Biological process (GO): negative regulation of transcription by RNA polymerase II; DNA methylation-dependent constitutive heterochromatin formation
Cellular component (GO): nucleus
Molecular function (GO): methyl-CpG binding
Source: RefSeq, a predicted model, not a curated record
UUGCCAGGCGCUGGGUCACUUGUGUGGGAAGUGCUGAAAUUUCAACGCGUCACAGCCGCGUUACGCACGGAUCACACGCAGAUUCUGAUCGCCGACGAGCUCGAGGGAACGACGCGUUUAACGGCGGCGCUUUAAGCCGAGAACUAGUCCUCUACUUGAUAACUCAGCAGCUAACUAACCACUCCAGCAGCAGUCCGUUAGCGAGCGUCACUCACACGUCCGCAUCUCAGGGCUCGGAUAUUAACACUUCCGAUCGAGCUGAUCGAUCAGCCAAUGAUCAUGGAGAGGAAGAAGACGGACUGUCCGGCGCUUCCACCCGGCUGGAAGAAGGAAGAAGUGAUCCGGAAGUCCGGGCUGAGCGCUGGGAAGAGUGAUGUGUAUUAUUACAGUCCCACAGGAAAGAAGUUCCGCAGUAAACCGCAGCUAUCCCGCUAUCUCGGGAACUCGGUGGAUCUGGGAUGUUUCGACUUCCGCACGGGCAAAAUGAUGCCCAGCAAGAUGCAGAAGAACAAGCAGAGACUGCGCAGCGACAACCUCAGCCUGAGCAAGGGGAAGCCGGAUCUGAACACGGCGCUGCCCAUCAGACAAACAGCCUCCAUCUUCAAACAGCCGGUCACUAAAGUGGUCAAUCAUCCCAACAACAAAGUCAAGACAGACCUCCAGAGAGCCACGGAGCAGCCGCGACAGGUGCCUCCAUCACUCAGAGUUUGCCGUUUUUGCUGUGGCGCAGGUAUGGGGCCGGACUCGGCGGACGAGACGCUUCUGUCGGCCAUCGCUAGCGCUCUGCACAUGAGCUCGGCACCCAUCACGGGUCAGACGUCCUCGGCGGCCGACAAGAACCCGAGCAUAUGGCUGAACACAUCGCAGCCGCUCUGCAAAGCCUUCACCGUCACAGACGACGACAUUCGGUAA